Molecule: messenger RNA, 1087 nt
Organism: Saccoglossus kowalevskii
Lineage: Eukaryota; Metazoa; Hemichordata; Enteropneusta; Harrimaniidae
Product: U1 small nuclear ribonucleoprotein A-like
Molecular function (GO): RNA binding
Source: RefSeq, a predicted model, not a curated record
GGGCGUUGUCUCGCGCGUCGUUACUGCAACGUUUGGCAUCAUAAAGACUACAGCUGUAAAAUUUGUUCAGGCCAUCCAUCGGAUAUCCACGAUUAUAAACGGCAUCCUAAUUACACAAGAUCAUCAUGGACACUCGCCCUAAUCAUACCAUAUACAUUAAUAACCUCAAUGAAAAAGUAAAAAAAGAUGAAUUAAAGAAAUCAUUGUAUGCGAUAUUUUCUCAGUUUGGUCAAAUUCUAGAUAUUGUGGCAAUGAAGACUCUGAAGAUGAGGGGACAAGCAUUUGUUAUAUUCAAAGAAAUAAGUAGUGCAACUAAUGCGCUAAGAUCAAUGCAGGGGUUUCCAUUUUAUGACAAACCUAUGAGGAUAGGCUACUCCAAAACAGAUUCAGAUGUGAUUGCAAAGAUGAAGGGUACAUUUGUUGAAAGGAAAAGAGAGAAAAAGAAAACUGAAGAGAUUGCAAAAACACAAGCUAAGAAACCAAAGAAUAUGGUGUCUGGUAGUGCACCAGGACAGCAAUCGGGGCCAGGAGCUGGCGGAGCAGCAGGAGGUGCUCAAAUACCAAACAUGGGUCUUCCAUCACUCAUGUCUCAACCACCUCCAAUGCAGCAAGCUGCUCCACAAUCGGUACAAGAGCAACCUCCAAAUAACAUCUUGUUUUUAACCAAUCUACCAGAAGAAACUAAUGAAAUGAUGUUACAGAUGUUGUUCAAUCAAUUUCAAGCGUUUAAGGAAGUUCGUCUGGUGCCUGGUCGUCAUGACAUUGCAUUUGUUGAGUUUGAGAAUGAAACCCAAGCAGGUGUUGCGAAGGAUGCCCUCCAAGGUUUUAAGAUAACGCCAUCCAAUGCGAUGAAAAUAUCAUUUGCCAAAAAAUAAGUGUUUGUGUGAAGCAGAGCAGUGUAAAUAAUGUUACGAUUGGUAGGUAUGGUUGCUAUGGACAGGACAGUUUACUGCAGUUCAUGUAUGAUCCCAGUCAGAAGCAUUGCACUUUGAUUCUUCACAAAAAACUGUGAACUUAGUUCAAAUAUGGGAUAACAUUGGUACAUACACGUGGUUGCUGAGUGUGGUAUGUAUAUAGGUUUAGUUUA